AUGGCAGACCAACCAUCGAUUACUAGCAUUCUUGCUGCUUUAGCUGCGCAACGACCUAACCCAGCUCCGAAUCAAGGCCAACAACCAGCAGCUUAUCAACCUCCUCCACAACAAUCGAAUCCAUAUGCACCCCAAGGUGGAUACUCCCUGCCACAACCCACGAAUUCCGGCAGUCUCGAUCUGAGCAGCAUAAAGCCCGUAAAUUCUGGAACUGUCAGUCUUACAGACGCUAUCGCAAAAGCAAAAGCCAUUGCUGCCGAGAAAGGAGUAUAUGACCGACCUCCUCCUUCCUAUGGUGCACAGGAUCCUCGAAUGGCAGGCGGACGACCAUACAGAACUUCGAGAUCUCGCUCUCGAUCACCACCCCCCGCGCGCCGCGAUGCGUUCCGCGACAACUUCAAUCCCUACAGAGACGAGCGACGAGGUGACCGUCCACCAGUUGCGCGGGAUUACCGUGAUCGGUCCUUCUCUCCUGGUCCUAGAGGUAGAGGACCUCCUGGUACCUUCUCACCUGUACAAGGCGGCGGUUAUCCCCCACGUGCACGAACGCCACCCAGGGCCGCUGAUGACACCUUUGAGUCUCUCAGAAUCGAGUCAGCUCUUGUUGGCUUGAUCAUUGGAAGACAAGGUGAAAAUCUUCGACGUGUUGAGGCCGAGACCGGUUGUAGAGUUCAAUUCAUUACUGGUCAAGACGACAAUAGCCCGUACCGUGAAUGUAAGAUCACGGGUAGCAGGGCGAAUCGUGCCAAAGCCGUGAACGAGAUUCAUCGUAUCAUCGAUGAUAGUGGUAUGGCUGCUAAUGCACGUGCUGCUGCUGAGCGUGCUCGAGAAAACCCUCCGGGACGUGCUUCCUCGCAUCAACCUGCUUUGAGAGAUGGUGAAGACAGCAUGCAAAUCAUGGUACCAGAUAGAACAGUUGGCCUGAUCAUCGGCCGUGGUGGUGAGACCAUUCGUGAUUUGCAAGACCGCAGUGGUUGCCAUGUGAACAUUGUUGGUGAGCAAAAGAGUGUCAAUGGGCUUCGUCCUGUCAACCUCAUUGGCUCCAGGGAAGCUGCAUCACGAGCCAAGGAGAUGAUCAUGGAGAUUGUAGAGAGUGACAGCAAAGGUGGUGUGGAUAAGCCGCGUGCACAACCACAAAAGGACACAUCCAGAGAUGCUGGUUAUGGUGCUAGCGGUCACGGUGGAGGUGACAGUAUCAACGACUCGGUUUUCGUACCUUCCGAAGCAGUGGGAAUGAUCAUUGGCAAGGGAGGCGAAACCAUUAAAGAUAUCCAAAGUACCACAGGAUGUAAGAUCAACGUCUCUCCCAAGCAAGCUGGUGAGACGGAUCGUGAAAUUGGGCUGGUCGGCACCCGGGAUGCAAUAGCUGCGGCAAAGCGUGCAAUCGAAGAUAAGGUUGAAGCAGUGGCAGCAAAGAACGGCGGUGGUCGCGGUGGAGGUGGAGGUGGAGGCGGAGGCGGAGCUGGACGAAACCAAAACGACUAUUCGGACAGGUCCUACUCCCAAACUGCUUAUUCUCAACCACAACAAAGCCAAGCACCUGCUCAGGCUGUCCCGGCAGCUGGUGCUGAUGACCCUUACGCAGCAUAUGGUGGAUAUCAAAAUUAUGUGGCUUUGUGGUAUCAAGCACUUGCUCAACAACAAGGAGGCCCAUCUCAAGGAGAUCCUUCGAAACCGCCCGGAACCUCGUAA
Mollisia scopiformis is the source of this 1692-nucleotide messenger RNA. RefSeq lists its product as uncharacterized. Gene Ontology annotation, biological process: regulation of gene expression. Gene Ontology annotation, molecular function: mRNA binding. NCBI's taxonomy places the organism in Eukaryota, Fungi, Ascomycota, Leotiomycetes, Helotiales, Mollisiaceae. Bases 1 to 1692 code for a protein of 563 amino acids. Gene Ontology annotation, cellular component: nucleus; cytoplasm. The record is from RefSeq and is a predicted model, not a curated record. The transcript has 4 exons.